Messenger RNA from Colletotrichum fioriniae, 1941 nucleotides. RefSeq lists its product as uncharacterized. The record is from RefSeq and is a predicted model, not a curated record. Lineage: Eukaryota; Fungi; Ascomycota; Sordariomycetes; Glomerellales; Glomerellaceae. Gene Ontology annotation, molecular function: protein binding.
AUGGAUAAUGUUGUCAGCUCAUUCGGGAGGGGCAUCUCCCGCGCUGCCCGCGGCGUCCGCAAAAAGGUUCAGGGUUCCCAAGAUGAUCAGCAACCAUCUCAGUCAUCCGCGGCUUCAUCGGCCCCAUCCUUAACCGCUUCGUCCACCAGCGCCGAGGACACUCCCGUACCCGCUCACGCUCCCGCACCGACCACUGAGUCCGAUCUUGAAGCUCAACUUCCGGCUCACACGGCCUCGCAAUCUCACUAUGCGGCCCUUCCGCUCACAUCACCACUGCCGCCGCCCUUCACACCGACUGUAAACACACCAGAGACGGAGCCGACCUCGCCGCUGCCCCCUCACUCAGCUCAUGGACAUCACACUCAUACGCUUCCGACCUUGACACUGGGCCCAUCAGCCCAACCCCCCACUCAGGAUGACGCAACCCUCCAGGCUCUCACCGGCGGUUACCCCGCCGAGUCUUCAUCAAAUGCGCAGACCUUAACGAAUAACAUCACCACUCAAACCCUCACCGUCCCUGGGCCUCAGUCUCAGCCUGUGUCGCCGUUGUCACCCCCGCCCGCCAUAGUCCACUCACCCAGCGCACCUCUGGCUUCCCCCUCAUUUACUCCGUCGGCCAUAUCAUUCGCGCCUCAGGUCCACCCCAACUCACCGGCGCCCCAACCUCUCAACCUCUCAGCCGCAGCCUCACCAGCUCAGUAUCUGCCCUCACCCCUCGAGUCACCGCUGCCCCUCGAACUCGAGCAGCAAUUGUCCUGCAAAGAUGGCGGCUCAAUACGACCUACCAGCGCACGAAGCGCCCGACCUCGCACAUCCCGCUCACGCCGGGACUCAGUCAUUGAAAAGGUGGCCUCGCUCGACCCCCGGGGCUCACGCCGGCGCUCUCGUAUACUAGGCCCUAAGACAGGGAAUAGUCUCAUGGAUCUCCCGCCCGAGCUGCAUCUCAUGAUCAUCGACUACCUCGAGUUCGGCGAGCUCGAGAACCUACGCCGCACGUGUCGCUUCUACCGUAACUUUCUCACAAAGGAGACCAUUCGCGACCUUUUUGGCGAGCAGUUCCGCCUCGCUUUACUGGCGCAUUGCUACAUCUGCCUAAAGUACGAUCCCACGCGCGGCAGCUUGCUCUGGGCGGACUAUAACCAUCCGCGGUAUCCUCUCGCCAGUAAAUGUGUCGACUGCGCCUACCAGAAGAAUGAGUUGGCAGUAGGCAAGAAGGUGGCGCUGGGUAAUUACGCGAGUGUAUGGAUCUGUCGCUGGUGCGGGUAUCCCGUCGCCACUGCUUCGGCGCCCAACCAGCCCGAGUUUCACAAAGGCUGCUAUAAUCAUUACAACAAUGUCCUGCUGGUGUAUUUUGUCUUGGGCUGGAUUCAGUUGAGUCUCGGUAUCGUCGCUGGUGCGCUUUGCUGGAGGUAUUUUAGAGACGAGAUUCUCGUCCUAGUGCCAUCUAUUGUUGCUUUCGUCCUACUGUGGUGGUGUUUGGCUCUCCUCGUUGUCAGAGGCGAACACAAGCGCACAUAUCACUUUUCGCUGAUCCUCGAGACAGCGAUACUCGGUCUUUGGUGUCUACCAAUUUACGUCCUCGUCAAGGAUGUGGAAGACGGCAUAGCUGGAUUGUUUGACCGACGCGUUACAGUAACUCUGGUCUUCAUCGUCUUGAACAUGUUCUUCCGCCUACUCAACGUUCUAGGCAACAUUGUUCUCACGCUCGAAUGGCGACACUUUGCGCGCAAGAAGCCCCGACUCACUCCCGCAGCCCGAUUCUUCAACAUGAUUCUCGCCGGGCUCGUGUACUGGACAUAUCCUCAAGCCGUGGAACAGGAGUACCCGCCGCAAUAUCACUUCAUUAACACCGGCCGACGACGAGUCAAGAGAAUCCUCGCUGAGAGAAACGCACAGCGGCAACGACAACAGCAGCAGCAAAUUAUGACAAUGAUGUAUUAA